AUGACUAAUCCCCAAGACAACCUCGGAACUCCCCCACCAGUCUCCCCCAACACCUCAUCUUCAACUCCUCCUAGUGGACCCCCAAAACCCAGAUUUCGUCGUCAGAAAAUGUUAGCCAGAAAAACAGUUGCAUAUGGUUCUUUGAGGAAAGUCUUGAACGAAAAACUACAGGCUAGUCAAAGGAAGGAAGUUACAACCAAAGAAUGCGACUCAAGCUCUGAAUCUGAGAAAUUUAUCUCUGCCGGUGAAAGAGAAGAACCUGGGUCUUCUGACACUGACAAGAGUCAAGAAACCCCAGGAGAGAAAAAGAAAGGGAAAGUUUUAGCUAUAUGUGGUACUGGAGAAGAGGGAGGCAUGAAGUCAGGGGGAAAUGGGUCAGGUGAAGCUGCUGAGGGUCUGAUAAAUUUGAGUGAACAACCAGAUGAACCUGGUUCAUCUGUGGAGGAGACUUUGGCAGAUAUGCUAAAGAAAGUUGAAGCCAAUCAUGAUCCAAAGAAACGCAAGGCCUCAUCACAAAGGACCCCUAUUGCGUCCAAACCAACUAAGAAGAGCAAAGUUUCAUCACCUAAGUCUGCUGCACCUAGGGGUAGAGCCAUAAGAAGUAGGGUGAGGCAAAGUGAGCAGAACUGCAAAAGGCACUAG
Messenger RNA from Nicotiana attenuata, 642 nucleotides. RefSeq names its product ena/VASP-like protein. NCBI's taxonomy places the organism in Eukaryota, Viridiplantae, Streptophyta, Magnoliopsida, Solanales, Solanaceae. The record is from RefSeq and is a predicted model, not a curated record. Bases 1 to 642 code for a protein of 213 amino acids. The transcript has 2 exons.